AUGUUGUGUUGCUUAUACUCUGAUCAUUACAAGUUCAAAGUCGUGUUUUUGGCCUCAGCAAAGGAGAACAGCGUUAAGCAUUACUGUAAAAAAGGUCACAUCCUGCUUUCGACCUGUCAGGAACAGGAUAGUUGGCUUCCUCGUAUUAUGUGCAGAGUUCUGCUCCACCCGCCAGAACUUCUCCUGUGUACCAGCUGUGGUGAGCAGAACAUCACCUCUGCCCCACAUUGGCUCACAAUAAAAAUCCCACCCAAUAACCUCAAACCAUUCCUCCUGCUGCCGAGCCUUCAGCGAACAUCCAGGAUGCCUGCCGACUACUCUGGGACGUGGGACAUCGUCAGUAAUGUCAACUUUGAGGCGUACAUGGUUUCACUUGGCAUUGAUUUUGCAACCCGCAAGGUCGCUUCGAUGUUGAAGCCGCAGAAAGUGAUUAAGCAAGACGGAGACAGUUUCAACAUCCAGACGUUCACCACGUUCAGGAAUUAUGAGCUUUCGUUCAAAAUCGGAGAAGAGUUCAAGGAGGUGACGAAGGGGAUGGACAACCGGAGCUGCCAGACUGUGGUCAACUGGGACGGUGACAAGCUGGUGUGUGUCCAGAGAGGAGAGAAGAGGAACCGAGGCUGGAAACACUGGAUCCAAGGAGACGAGCUUCAUCUGGAACUCACCUGUGAGGAUCAAGUCUGCAAACAGAUUUUUAAAAGGACUCUGUGACCUUUUAAACGCAUUUGUAGUGUUUGCAUGAAAUGAGCAGAGCCACAUAAUAAAGAGCUUCUAAUCUGA
Molecule: messenger RNA, 780 nt
Organism: Stegastes partitus (bicolor damselfish)
Lineage: Eukaryota; Metazoa; Chordata; Actinopteri; Pomacentridae
Gene: rbp7b
Product: retinol binding protein 7b, cellular
Exons: 4
Coding region: 1-711 (236 amino acids)
Molecular function (GO): lipid binding
Source: RefSeq, a predicted model, not a curated record